AUGCACGAAUGCACACCCAUCUCGGCAAGAUCGACACCACAACACCGUUCAAGGCGGCAAUACGCCAACCGAGAAGUCACGCUUAAGGCACUCAAUGAGAUUCGCUUACACCUUGGCGAGGAUGCCGUGAGUAUUGACACCGACGACGUGGAAGAACAUGGUUAUUCCGAGUGGUCAACUUCGAAUACGACAUCUCGACCGGCCGCGGUAAUCCGGCCGACUAGCACCAGUGAAGUUUCUGUGAUUGCCCAGAUCUGUUCAAAGUACAAUGUUCCUAUGGUCCCUUUCGGGGCUGGGUCUAGUGUGGAGGGGAACUUUGCCUCGCCAUACUGUGGAGCUUGCAUCGACUUAUCUUGCAUGGACAAGAUCUUGGACUUUCACCCUGCUGAUCUUGAUGUUGUUGUGCAAGCGGGUGUCAACUGGAUGAAUUUAAAUGAAUCUAUUAAACAAAGCGGCCUUUUCCUUCCCCUUGACCCCAGCCCAACAGCGCUAAUCGGCGGUAUGAUCGCUACCAAUUGCAGCGGGACCAACGCUAUGCGAUAUGGCACGAUGAAGGACUACGUUAUCAACUUGACUGUUGUUCUCGCGGACGGAUCUAUUAUCAAAACAAGACACCGCCCACGAAAGACGUCGGCCGGGUAUAAUCUGAAUGCCCUAUUCGCCGGCUCAGAGGGCACUCUGGGUAUAAUAACAGAAGCCACUCUAAAGCUCGCCACACUUCCGGAAAAGUACAGCGUGGCCAUUGCCACAUUCCCAACCGUCAAAGCAGCCGCGGCUGCAGCCUCAAACAUGAUUCGCAAGGGCGUCAACUUGGCCGCUCUAGAACUGAUGGACGAGGUGCAGAUGAAGGUUGUUAAUUUAAGUGGCGGUGCUGGUGGAAGGAAAUGGAAAGAAGAGGCAACCUUGUUUUUGAAAUUUUCAGGGUCAGACAGGGCAAUCGAGGAUAGCGUUUCUGAAGUAAAACGAAUCGCGAGCCAUGCGGACUGUCAGUCUUUUGAAUCAGCUACCGACACGAUGUCGAUGGACUCUUUAUGGUCUGCGAGAAAGCAAGCUCUAUGGGCUUCUCUUGCCAUCCGACCUGAGGGCACAGAAAUCUGGUCGACAGAUGUCGCUGUGCCGAUUUCAAGAAUGGCUGAGAUUAUAGAUGACAGCAAGACCAGCGCUUCCAAGUUGGGGCUGUUUUCGAGUGUUCUUGGGCACGUCGGCGAUGGCAACUUUCACCAAAUGAUUAUGUACAACCCUACAAAACCAGGGGAAAGGGAAUCCGUCAAGGCAUUUGUAGAUGAAAUGAUGCGCAAAGCGGUGAAGUUUGAAGGAACCGUGUCGGGUGAACACGGCAUUGGUCUAGGCAAAAAGCACUGUCUUGUCGAGGAGGUCGGUCCAGCCACAGUCAACAUCAUGAAAACCAUCAAGGAAAGCCUUGACCCGCAGUGGCUGAUGAAUCCCGGCAAGGUGUUUGACGAAUAG
Messenger RNA from Colletotrichum truncatum, 1467 nucleotides. RefSeq names its product D-lactate dehydrogenase. Gene Ontology annotation, molecular function: D-lactate dehydrogenase (NAD+) activity; D-lactate dehydrogenase (cytochrome) activity; FAD binding. Gene Ontology annotation, cellular component: mitochondrion. The record is from RefSeq and is a predicted model, not a curated record. NCBI's taxonomy places the organism in Eukaryota, Fungi, Ascomycota, Sordariomycetes, Glomerellales, Glomerellaceae. Gene Ontology annotation, biological process: lactate catabolic process.